AUGUACGGUCUUCUAUUACAAUCAGCUAUUGAAAUAAUACGAGCAAAAUAUGGACAAGAAACAUGGGAAAAAAUUAAAACAGCACUUCAUCUUGAUCUGAAUUCAUUUUCAGCAUUUCAACAAUAUGGUGAAACAUUAAUGGUGCGAAUUACAAAACUUUUAAGUGAAAUGCAUAAUGAACCGAUCGGUGAAAUUAUGGAUUUAUUCGGUCUUGAAUUUGUUUCUUAUAUAUCAAAUUAUGGUUAUGAUCGUGUAUUACGAAUUCUUGGACAUAAUAUGCGAGAUUUUCUUAAUGGUUUGGAUAAUUUACAUGAAUAUAUGCGUUAUACAUAUCCUCGAAUGCGUCCACCAUCAUUCUAUGUUGAAAAAGAAACAGCACAAGGUUUAACACUUCAUUAUCGUAGUCGACGACGUGGUUUUGUUUAUUAUGUUAUUGGUCAAAUAACUGAGGUUGGACGUCGAUUUUAUGAUACAGCUGUUGAAAUUGAUGUUAUUAGUCAACGAGAAGAAUUUGAUGUAACACAUGUUGUAUUUGAACUUAAAUUUGAAAAUACUGCCUAUGUUAAACAAGUAACAACAGAUAAAGAUUCAUCUGAUCUUGAUUUAGCAAUUGAUUGUCAUAUUUUUUUUGAAUUAUUUCCAUUUCAUAUGGUUAUAUCAGAAUCAUUAGAAAUUAUUUCAGCUGGAGAUUCUUUAACACAAUUAUUUCCAAAUAUUCUCGGUGAACUUAUUCGUGACAUAUUCAAUCUUGUUCGACCUAUUAUAACAUUAAAUUGGUCACAAAUUGUUUUACAUUCAAAUAAUGUUUUUGAAUUUUCAACUAUUGAACCAUUACGUAAACAAAAUAAUGAAAAUGAUUUACUAAUAAAUGAUGCAAGACAACAAAAUGAUUCUGAAAUGCUUCUAACUAUAACAGCUCAACACGAUAUAAAAGAAGAAUAUUUACGUCUUCGAGGUCAAAUGUUAUAUGUUCAUGAAUGGAAAGCAAUUAUUUAUUUAGCAACACCAGUUCUUGAAAAUCUUGAUGUUAUGUUUAAUACUGGUUUAUUUAUUAAUGAUCUAUCUAUGCACGAUUCUAGUCGAGAUUUAGUAUUAGCUGGUACACAACAAAGUGCUGAACUUAAAUUAGCACUUGAUCAAGAACGACAAAAAAGUAAAGCAUUAGAAGAUAGUAUGAGAAAAUUGGAUAUUGAAAUGAAGAAAACUGAUUUACUUUUAUAUCAAAUGAUACCAAAGAAAAUUGCUGAUCGACUACGAAGUGGAGAAAAAGCGGCGAGUCUUUGCGAGACAUUCGAAAGUUGUACAAUAUUAUUUAGUGAUGUUGUUGGUUUUACAUCAAUAUGUGCAUUACUUACUCCAAUGGAAGUUGUGUCUAUUCUUAAUGAAAUGUAUACAAAAUUUGAUAAAUGUCUAGAAACACAUAAUUGUUAUAAAGUUGAAACAAUUGGUGAUGCUUAUAUGUUAGUUAGUGGUUUACCAGAACGUGCACGAAAUCAUGCAGCUGAAAUUAUUGAUAUGGCAUUUGAUAUGCUUGAUGCAAUUGUAACAGUAUCAAAUCCAACAAAUGGUGAAAAAUUAAAGAUUCGUAUUGGUUGUCAUAGUGGCCCAGUUGUUGCGGGUAUAGCUGGUAUUAAAAUGCCACGGUAUUGUCUUUUUGGUGAUACAGUAACAACAGCAAAUAAAUUAGAACAAAAUAGUAAAGCACUACACGUACAUGUCAGUGAUUCAACAUACAAACUACUUGAUCGUAAAUUAUACGAUGUUCAAGAACGUCCGAAAAUGGCGGUAAAUACAAAUACAUCAAUAGGAACAUAUUUUGUAUUAAAUAAGAAAGAUCGAUCGGGUAAAGCUCUUACACGUCCGUUUCAAGCCGUUUUAGAAUCAUUGAAAAAACAAGACACUGAAGAUGCAAAGAAAAAACAAACAAAUGUUCUUAAAGGUGGAAACGUACAAAAUCCUCAUCCGCAAGCACCAAAAGAAAAUGGAUAUGUUCAACCACCACCACCUCCUCCUCAACAUCAACAUCAAUAUCAACCUCCUCCUCAACAACAAUACCAACCUCCACCCCCGCCAGCAAUAGUAGAUGAAGUUAUACAAGUACCAAUCCCUGAAUAUAAUAUCUCAGCUGCACCUAUUCAAAUACCUGUUCCAGUAAAAACAAUUCCAGUUGAUGAUCUUGCAUCACGUCUUCUACAAGAUUCAUUAGCUAAACAACCUACAUUUAACAUUGAACAACAAAUGAGACAAGGAGAAGUUAUUAGUGACCAACAAGAUUCAGCAAAAUCAUUCAAUAGACAAACACGUAGUCGAGCAUGUGUACUUAUUUAA
Messenger RNA from Adineta steineri, 2328 nucleotides. The record is from the annotation of a GenBank genome assembly. Lineage: Eukaryota; Metazoa; Rotifera; Eurotatoria; Adinetida; Adinetidae.